AUGGCGACCCAAAACGCAGACAAAGCGCAGCGCAUUCGACUCCCCUUGUACAAACUAGUUUUGUCACAGAGUACCAUUACCGAUGAUAUCCUCGAGCACCAGUGGGAUGGGGAUGGAACCACCGAAAGCCCAUAUCUUGUGGAAUGGGUACACAAUGACCCGAGAGAUCCUCAUCAAAUGCAGGAGUGGUUAAAAUGGUCCAUCACGCUCCUACAGGCCGCAUCUUUUCUCUCCAUCACAUACGCUUCGGCUUCCCUUUCUGCUGCCGAUCCCCAGCUUAAGGCACAUUUUGGAGCUAGUACAGAGCUCACGGUUGCAGAUACCUCGCUAUUUGUGCUUGGAUUUGCCAUCGGUCCUGCAGUAUGGGCACCUCUUUCAGAAUUAUAUGGUCGUCAAGUUAUCUACUUUAUCACGCUUGGAAUGUCCACUCUCUUUGCUGGAGUCACCAUCGCAAGUCCGAACAUUGCAGCUGUUCUGGUCCUUCGAUUCUUCUCCGGUGCGUUCGGUUCUUCUGCCGUCUCGAAUGCUGGAGGCGUAGUGUCCGACAUGUAUACUGCGCGCGAUCGAGGACUGGCGACCAUUGCUUUCAUUGGAGCUCCGUUCCUUGGUCCUGGUCUUGGGCCUAUCACUUGCGACUUUUUGGCAGUGUCUAAGGGCUGGAAGUGGGUUCAAGGACUUACAACAAUCUUCAAUGCGGUGGUGUUCUUGGUUGGAAUUGCCCUGAUUCCUGAGACGUACUCGCCUGUUCUUCUACGCAAGAGAGCAGCAAAGCUUAGCAAGAUGACCGGUGCUGUGUAUAAGAGUCGACUUGAUGUGGAACAGUCACACAAAACCGCUGGUCAGGUCUUUACAGCGACCAUGGUGCGCCCGUGGAUUUUGCUAUUUAUGGAGCCAAUUGUGCUACUUCUUUCUGUCUAUAUGGCUAUCAUCUACGGCACAAUGUAUAUGGAAUUCGCUGCUUUCCCCAUCGUCUUCGAGGAAGCUCGCAACUGGCCACAGACUACGGCCGCCCUCCCCCCCGAGGCACGAUUGAUCCCUGCUAUGGUGGGAGCGGUGACGCUACCCAUUGGCCUGUUCUGGUUUGCAUGGACCAACUACCCAAGCAUCCAUUGGAUUGUCUGCGAAAUCGGAACAGUGCUUUUUGGGUUCUCGCACGUUUCUAUCUUUCUCAGUGUGGUGAACUACAUCGUUGAUGGAUAUACUCUCUACGCCGCAUCGGCAUUGGCUGGAAAUGCUGUCAUACGUGCUCUUUUCGGUGCAGCCUUUCCUCUCUUCACCACACCUAUGUACGAUGGUAUCGGUAUUCAUUGGGGUUCUUCAGUCUCUGCCUUCCUCGCAGCUGCUUGUCUCCCCUUUCCUUGGAUAUUUUAUAAAUUCGGUCCUGCUAUCCGACGUCAUUGUCGAUAUGCGGCCGAGUCGGCUCGUCAGCUCGAUGCUAUGGCUGACCGGAUGAAGGCGCAGAGUGAGAAAAAGAUGGCCGGAGAAAAGCCCGAGCAGUCUGCCCAGGCUGUGAGCUCUUCCUCUGCUACAACUGAUGAGGAACAUGAUGGUUCUUCGGAUAGAGCCGAGAUGGUUUGA
Penicillium malachiteum is the source of this 1578-nucleotide messenger RNA. RefSeq names its product MFS transporter. The record is from RefSeq and is a predicted model, not a curated record. Bases 1 to 1578 code for a protein of 525 amino acids. The transcript has 4 exons. Gene Ontology annotation, biological process: transmembrane transport. NCBI's taxonomy places the organism in Eukaryota, Fungi, Ascomycota, Eurotiomycetes, Eurotiales, Aspergillaceae. Gene Ontology annotation, molecular function: transmembrane transporter activity.